Messenger RNA from Adineta steineri, 264 nucleotides. The record is from the annotation of a GenBank genome assembly. NCBI's taxonomy places the organism in Eukaryota, Metazoa, Rotifera, Eurotatoria, Adinetida, Adinetidae.
AUGACUCCAUCUCUCUUUAUUAUACUUGAUAAACUACCAUUCGAUGCAGAUGGAAAAAUAGAUCGAGAAUUUCUUCGUUCACCUGACUUUUCACCAUCAUCUGUUAAUCAUACUGAUAAUGUACCACAUACGACUCUAGAGCAGCAAGUACGAAAUAUUUUUAGUCAAGCGUUUCAUACUCAAUCGCCUCAUAUUGAGGUUCCCUUUAAUCAACUUAGUGGAACAUCUCUAGAUGCCAUACGAGCGCUUACAUUAAUACGGUAA